AAUCCAGGACUAUAUUAUUUUGAGAGAGAAUGAAUAGUAGGGGACAUCUCCAGUCUCUACUGGUCAGACCAGCAUCCUGUGGAAUCUGGAGCUGGAGAUACCAGAGAUGAUUGUCUUCUUGAGAGUAGGAGGAGAUGAAGGGUGACACAUAGAAGAAUCACAGCCAUGAAGCCCAGGAGAGAAGUCGAGGGCAUGGGCAGACUCCCUGUGACACCCAAAAGCGCUCCCACCCCUGCCCUCACAGCUGGGUGUCCUCUCAGGAAAUCCCCUUCUUUUAAGGGGCCUGAGGUACUCAGAAGUCUUUGCUGCAAGUCCGGGGUAUUCAGUCCUGUUGUAGGUGAGGUCUGAGCAAUGUUUUAAUUGUGGUUCCAUUCUCUAGAUGAGAAAACUAAACCCUAAAUGCUUCAUCAUCUGUCCUCAGGUCCUUUGGCCCUAAUGAAUCAGAGAAGAAAAGAUACAUCAGAAACUGUUGCUUUCAGCCUCUUGAUUAGUGAGACAGAAACAAACCAUCGAUACACAGUGCUGUCUGGCUUCCUCUGUGUGGAAAGUGCAGAGGGAGAUUUUGAGGGUCUCGUUUGCCAAGGCCACAAGCUCAGGGGGAAGCCAGCUACCACGUCAGGAGGACGCUCAAACAGCCCCAUGGAGAGACUCAUGUGGCAAGGAACCGAGGCCUCCUGCCAGCAGCCAUGUGAACAAAGCUGUCUUGGAUGUAGGUCCUCCAGCCCCAGUCAAGCCUUCGGAUGACUGCAGCUCCAGUGGACAUCUUGACCUCAUCGCAUGAAAGACCAUGAGCCAAAACCACCCAGAUGCUCUCAGCGUCUGGAUGGAGCCCUCAGACAUCCCGGAGACCACCACCCCUUUUGAGUAUGAUCCUCAGAGCUUUCUGUGUGAGAAGAAGACCUUUGUCUUUGCCACCUUCAGCACCACCAUCCUGUACUGCCUGGUGUUCUUCCUCAGCAUGGUGGGCAACAGCCUGGUGUUGUGGGUCCUGGUGAAGUAUGAGAGCCUGGAGUCCCUCACCAACGUCUUCAUCCUCAACUUGUGUCUCUCAGACCUGGCGUUCUCCUGCUUGUUGCCCGUGUGGAUCUUGGGGUACCACUGGGGCUGGUUGUUGGGAGACUUCUUUUGCAAGCUCCUCAACAUGAUCUUCUCCAUCAGCCUCUACAGCAGCAUCUCCUUCCUGACCAUCAUGACCAUCCAUCGCUACCUGUCUGUGGUGAGUCCCAUCUCAUCGCUGCGUGUCCACACCCUCCAGCGCCGCGUGCUGGUGACCAUAGCUGUGUGGGCAGCCAGCAUCCUGUCCUCCAUCCCCGAUGCCAUCUUCCACAAGGUGUUCCCUUCGGGCUGUGAUUAUUCAGAACUCGAGUGGUUCCUAGCCUCAGUCUACCAGCACAACAUCAUCUUCCUUCUCUCCUUGGGGAUUAUCCUGUUCUGCUACGUGGAGAUUCUCAGGACCCUGUUCCGCUCGCGGUCCAAACGGCGCCACCGGACAGUUAGGCUCAUCUUCACCAUUGUGGCGGCAUACUUCCUCAGCUGGGCUCCCUACAACCUGAUCCUGUUUCUGCAGACACUGUUGAAACUUGGCGUCAUUCGGAGCUGCGAGGUCAGCCAGCAGCUGGAUUAUGCCCUGCUCAUCUGCCGCAACGUUGCCUUCUCCCACUGCUGCUUCAACCCGGUGCUCUACGUCUUUGUCGGGGUCAAGUUCCGCAGACACCUCAAAAGUCUGCUCCGGCACUUCUUGCUCUGCCGGCAACAGGCACCUGGCCUUCCCCUGUCACCUCACCCCCCAGGUGCCUUCACCUAUGAGGGCAUCUCCUUUUAUUGAGAGGGAGUUUGGUGGAGCAGGUGGCGGUAGACAGAGGAGCCGGAGGAGGUGGAGCUGAAGGAGAAGCAGGGCAGGAAGGAGCAUAGAAGGCACAGCUCUGGGACACGCUACCACUGCAGCGACGGGGGUGAAAGAAGUACAUUACGUCAAGGGGUCCUAUAUGCCCCCUCUUCUGCGGAAAAUUUCCCCAUCUGGAAAUUUUAUAUUGCCAUCCAGAAAAACGUUUCUUAGAUUUUGAGAAAAUCUUUUAGCAUUUAUUCUUUCAUUCAGACAUGGAUUUCUUAUCCUUGCUUAGUUCAGAAGGCUCUAAAAUAGGAAAGCAUGCCCUGAAAGGAGCAUCCCUCAAGAUGUUAUGAGGGUCUGAAAUUCAACUGUGCAGAUGUAGGCUGCUGGCAAGACGGUCUCUCCCCUCCCUGACGGUAGGGCUGUCCCAGCUGAUUUUGGAGGGGGUUGGCUCCGGAUGGGGCUCUCUGCAGAACAAAAGUAAUCACAUCCUCAAAUAAGCACAGUCAAAAGGAAAUCUGGACUCUAAAAACCCGCAGCUGGACUCGAGACAUGUUCUGUAUCAUAGUUCCAGUUGCUAGCACGUGAACCGGCACUGGCAUAUUUAGUCUAUAAUCUUAAGAAUGAGUGCGAUAAGUGCCAUCUUCUGCCGGCAUUUAUUUGGAGGAUGUAAAAAUGAAUGAGAUGCAGACGCUACCCUCCAGGUGCCAACAGUCCAGCUCUGAAGCCCAGAUAACCAAACACCUACCUUGAUGAAGGCAUCCAGAGUUGAAGAUUCCUCCAGCAUCGCCUCCUCUCCAGCUGGGUAUUGAGCUGACAUUUCCGAUUCAUCAUGUUCCAUCUAAAAUGUUCUCCCCCUCCUGGUUGAUGGUCCCAGCUUCCCCCCAAAACCAAGUUAUCUUUGAGCCCUGCAUUUCCUUCCUCUCCACUCCCACUCCCACCGCCAAGUCCUGUUGAUGUUACUUUCCCAGUGUCUCUCACAUGCCUGUGGCUUCGUCCCCAAACCGCCUCACUUCCUCUGCACCUUCCUGCUGCUCAUCUCUUUCCCCACCAAGCGUCCUCUGCAUUGACAUCAGGGUGCUUCAGAACCCUCAGUGGCUCCACGUUACAUGGCAAAUAAAGCCCAAACACCGUAGGCUUUAUUUGCAUGUAAAUAAAGGCCCCUACGAUCUGGUGCCAACUAACAUUUCCAUUCUUUCUAAUUUUAUUCCAACCUAAGCCCCCACCCCCCAAGCAGCCUGGGAUCCAGCCACAAAAGGCCACGGGUCCUCUCCCAGAUACCCUUUUCCCAGUCUCCUCUGGGCCUUUGUCAUGCUGGGCCUUCUACUCCCUAACCUACAAGCCCCAGCUGAAAUGCCAGCUCCUUCAGGAAGGUGUCCACAACCUGUAAAUCAGAAGAGCACUCUCUGGGUUGCUACAGCACUCCGCUUGUUCUCUCUAAAAUAGUAUUUGGCGCUCUCCAGCAUGUCGUAGUUACACCUAUGGGUGUCCUAUCUCCCUGCCCCAUCACACUGCAGACUGCCAGAGAGCAGGAACCUGGUCUUGCACCCUGCCGAGCAGUGGACCCUGGUGUUCUAUCACUGUGUACUGAGUGGGAGAAAAGAAUGAUAGCUGUCAUUAUUCUUACAAUUUAUGCUCUUUGUGAGAGCCACGCUCAUGUGACAUAUUCUACCUUGUUUGCCCAGGCUGCUGCUUUAUAAAUAUUAACCUUUCUUUGCUAGUCUCCACUCUCAGAGCACGUUGCUUAUCUCUCUCUGUGGCAUUGGGUAAACUUGCCCUUGCUUUUUAGUUAGUGGUACACAUGCCUGUCUCUUACACUGUCCCAGAGCUUCACAUCCAAGGACAUAGAUAAAAACCACCCUCUGAGCUUCCCCAUACCCCACAGACCUGGUCUCAAUCUGUGAACCUGAUUCAGCUCUGGAGAGGGGCCUUUGGAAAAGCUCCCCAUGUGAUUCUGACAUGCACCCCAGUUAGGAACAUUUGGCUGCAACUCCUUGAAAAUGGGAAUUCCAGAGUCUUCCACAGUCCCUUGAGCAGGACUUUGCACUCAGCAGGCACUCAAUACAUGCUUGUUGAAUAAAGUAGCUACUAAUAGAGCCCUCACCUGGAGCCUAGAGAGCUGGUAAAGCAUUUUCCCCUUCACUUCCUGCUGCAAUUGAUCAAUGAUCUAUUUGCCCCUGGGCAGCCAGCCUUGAAGGAGUUUGAGCUGACUGGGGAAGAGUGAGGGUCUAGUUUUAAGAAUUAGGCCUGUAGCACCUGUUGGAGAGGGCUGGGUAGUGCACCCUUGAAGGGAUAAAACUCCUGUGGACUUAUAGCCAGUUGGUGGGGCCAUCACUCACCACAGAAGAAAGGAACAGCAAAAGGAAAGACAGUUAUGGGGUCAGAGCUAAGCCUAUGAGCUUCUGGUCAGGCUAAUCAUUCUGCACUCCUUCAAAUUGAUAUUAUUACAAUUUUAUUCAACUUUUGUUCAGAGGGCGGGCUGAGCCCAGGGAUCAGAAGAGCUGAGGACUCCACUGACACACCCACUUCGCCAAACCAAAGCAGGUUUUGAGCCCACUCUUCUUAGAAGGCAGGUUUGGGGAGCUUGUAUCCCUACAGAGCAUGCAUGCCCUCACUCCACCGUCUUCUCGCCCCAUCCCAUUCCUUUACAUCCCAAGAUACUUACCUAAGUAUUCUUUUCAACACAUAUAGCUGUAUCCCUGGGAGCACUUCAUCAGUACAAUCACAUUUGUCUCUUUGCAUUUCUAGUGAUGUUUUGGCAUCCCUAGUAGACUAGCUCCCGGGGUAAUCUUUUUAAUCCAGAGUUUUCUCCUAAUCUAGCUCCUUGGGAAUCCAAGGGAAGAGGCACAGAGAAGGAGAGGGAUGAAUGGGAAGAUGGAGGGGCAUCCGUCCUACCAGAAAGGGAACCUGGGCAGGACUGCUGAAGGAAGCAACCCACAAGCUGCACCCCAGUGACCACACCCCACAUUUGUUGACCACACUCUGCAUGGACCACAACCUCCUGCUUUCCCCUCCCCCUACCCACUGAAACCACUGCUCAACCUCAACUGGACCAUUGUGGGCCUAUCCCUCCUACUCCAGUCAAAAAAUGGUGCCCUGGACCCGGUGCUGCAGACCUCCUACCACUCCUGGAGCAUAAAAAAUCCACAGCAGCUCUGAGGGAAGAUCCUCUUCACAGCAUUUCCACCUCCACACUCUCGGACAAAAUCAGCAAGAGAGAAACCUUGCUGAUCUCUAAAUAGGAACAUGCCUGCAAGCCUGGGGCAGCCCCAGACCUCAGAUGACCCAAGCCAGAGUGGAAGUUCCUUGAGGGCACAAACCCCAUGUUGCAUGUCUAGAACCUCCCUCAGUGCCCAGCAAUGUUUGUGGUUGGUUGAGUAAGUGGAUAGGAGACCAUCUUUUUGACUCUUUUCUACCUCUGUUUCUUCUUCUCACACUUGCUUAUGUCUUCCGGUCAACACCAGGCACCACCCCAAUGGGCUUCCCAUGAGCUCUUCUCUUGGGCCACCAGCCCGGACAGUGCCUGGUUUGUUGAACUCGCGGCUUUCAUUUAUGAAACCUGCCUGUGACGGGACAAAUAUGAAUUAUUCUUAAAAUCAUCUCAUAAAAACAGAAAGCAUCACUGUAUCAUAUAUGCAAAUAAAAGAUUAGCAUGUAC
Orcinus orca (killer whale) is the source of this 5486-nucleotide messenger RNA. RefSeq names its product X-C motif chemokine receptor 1 (gene XCR1). Gene Ontology annotation, biological process: immune response; chemotaxis; G protein-coupled receptor signaling pathway. The transcript is spliced from 3 exons. The record is from RefSeq and is a predicted model, not a curated record. NCBI's taxonomy places the organism in Eukaryota, Metazoa, Chordata, Mammalia, Artiodactyla, Delphinidae. Gene Ontology annotation, cellular component: membrane. Gene Ontology annotation, molecular function: chemokine receptor activity. The coding region runs from base 788 to 1825 and encodes 345 amino acids.